Molecule: messenger RNA, 1297 nt
Organism: Polychytrium aggregatum
Lineage: Eukaryota; Fungi; Chytridiomycota; Chytridiomycetes; Polychytriales
Product: domain found in IF2B/IF5-domain-containing protein
Exons: 5
Coding region: 216-1169 (317 amino acids)
Biological process (GO): formation of cytoplasmic translation initiation complex; translational initiation; formation of translation preinitiation complex
Cellular component (GO): eukaryotic translation initiation factor 2 complex
Molecular function (GO): mRNA binding; translation initiation factor binding; translation initiation factor activity
Source: RefSeq, a predicted model, not a curated record
CCUGCCGCAAAUAGAUCUGUCUGAAGCUGAAGCCUUCGAUGAUCUGCAGCCCGCUGUCCUGCCGUCGAUGUCGCGAUCGACGGAGGCUGGGAAGUAGCCGGGGGGGGGGGCGGAUCACACUCGGCCUGGUUCUCGAAUCAUUCCAGAUCACCAACCGCGGCGCAGAUGCGGGCACGGCCACGAGGGCAAUGCUUCUGAUCUAGCGAGUCAGCUUGAUGCUGUGGUAUGUCGCUGAGCUUUCACCUCUUGCUCUGCAGGGUCUCUUCGAUGGCCUGAAGAAGAAGAAGAAGAAGAAGAAGGCGCCUGCCUUUGACGACAUUGCUGUGGAGGAGGCUCCUGCUGAACCCGAGCCUGAGCCCGAGCCUGAGGUCCAGCCUGAAGCUGCUGAGCCGGUUGCCGAUGAGGACGGCGCUGCUCUGUUUGCGGACCUGAAGAAGAAGAAGAAGAAGAAGAAGGUUGUGCUCGAGGGCGACGAAGAGGCUGCUCCUGUCGAAGAGGCCCCUGCUGAGGAGGCCCUGGACUUUGGCGAGAAGAAGAAGAAGAAGAGCAAGCGACCGAACUUGGCCGAGUUUGAGGCCUCACUCAAGGCGGACGAGGAGGAGGGUGCCGUUGAUGUCGAUGGAAACGAUGAGUCCACCGGCGGCGCGGGUCAAGGCCAAGAUGCUUGGCUCGGCUCGAAUCGCGACUACACCUACCAGGAGCUCCUCACCCGCGUCUUUGCCAUCCUGAGGCAAAACAACCCCGAACUGGCGGGCGAGAAGCGCAAGUACACCAUCGCUCCUCCCCAGGUGUUCCGCGAAGGCUCAAAGAAGUCCGUCUUUGCCAACAUCACCGACAUCUGCAGAAGAAUGCACCGUCAGCCCGAUCACGUUAUCCAGUACUUCCUUUCUGAACUCGGUACCACUGGCUCCGUCGACGGCAGCCAGCGGCUCGUGAUCAAGGGUCGCUUCCAGCAGAAGCAGAUCGAGAAUGUGCUGAAGCGCUAUAUCAUGGAAUAUGUUACCUGCAAGACCUGCAAAUCCCAAGAUACCAUUCUGAUCAAGGAAAACCGCUUGUUCUUUGUCCAGUGUGAAUCUUGUGGAUGCAGACGAUCUGUUGCCGCCAUCAAGGCUGGUUUCAAGGCCCAGACUGAGAAGAGAGCUGCCCAGCGAGCUGCUGCCGGUGUUUGAAGGAUUAUGGGAGGCAAACCGUCGAGGGCGCUUCUUUAGCGAUGAGGCUGUUCAGAUUGCUGUGCUUGUUGCUGUGCUUGUUGCGACAUGUUGCUUUUCGCUGAUUUUGUUACAGCGCUUUUUGAAAC